Molecule: messenger RNA, 837 nt
Organism: Archocentrus centrarchus (flier cichlid)
Lineage: Eukaryota; Metazoa; Chordata; Actinopteri; Cichliformes; Cichlidae
Gene: drc8
Product: dynein regulatory complex subunit 8
Exons: 7
Coding region: 64-558 (164 amino acids)
Molecular function (GO): calcium ion binding
Source: RefSeq, a predicted model, not a curated record
AAGGUGGCAAGUGGGCUACUAUAGAGACCAGAUUGUUGCUAGGCAACAGAAAACGGGACAAACAUGGUGGAGAACGGCAGAAGUGCAGAGGCCACCGUGCCUGAUUCCCGGCUCCUCGAGAAGAUCAGAGCCGCUUUUCAAGCGUUUGACACCGAGUCUGACAACACGGUGGACAUCAAAGAGAUUGGCAGUAUCUUCUAUUUGCUGGGUUGCUUCCCCACUCUGAUGGACCUACUCAAGUUCACAGCUGAGGUGGAAGAGGAGCACUCAGGAAAUAUCCACUGGGACAGAUUCCUCCCAGCCAUGUCUGAAGUGCUACUGGAGCGCAAGUUCCCUCCCAUCUCUGAGGAGCGUCUGCUUGAGGCCUUUGAGGUUCUGGACAAAGAAAAGAAAGGAUACCUUGAGCCUGAGGAGUUGACAAAUUACAUGACAAACGAAGGUGAGCCGUUCACUCAGGAGGAGAUGGAUGAGAUGCUGAUAGCACUCGCUGACAAAGAGAAGAACCUUAUCUAUUACAAAGACAUUAUCACACAGCUGACCCUUGAGCCUAAAUUGUAGGCAGCAACACAGUGUACCUGCUACCAGAACUGUUAAUAAUACACUGUCUGUUGUGAUAUGGUAUAAAAAUUAAACAUACAUAGCUCAGUUCUUGAAUUCUGUGUCCAUACUCUCAACUGGAUUCAUGAAAAUACGUCUGAAAUCCAUACAGUGAGAGUGUACUUAACCUCUCGUUCCUUAUUUCCAUGUAAGACUUUGAAGAGCUGUCAAAAAAAUUCUCCAGUUUCACAUUUAAGGAAUGUCAGUACAGUAUAAAAUAAUCGGUGUGAUGGAGUCUAG